Messenger RNA from Pimephales promelas (fathead minnow), 2108 nucleotides. RefSeq names its product atlastin GTPase 2 (gene atl2). The record is from RefSeq and is a predicted model, not a curated record. Lineage: Eukaryota; Metazoa; Chordata; Actinopteri; Cypriniformes; Leuciscidae. Gene Ontology annotation, molecular function: GTP binding; GTPase activity.
UGUUACGUCACGCAGCAAAGUUUCAACAGAACCAAGAUGGCGGAAGACAGCGGACCGAGGAGUCGGCAUUUCUCAGCAAAGAACCACAAGUGCCACAACUUUGAUGAAGAUAUGACCGGUGUGGAAGAUGUACGAUUGUGCCGGCCGGUUGAGGCGUUGAGCUCAUUGGAGGAGUUCAGCUCUGACACUUCUGGUGUGGCCCCAUGUGCUGUAGCAGAAGAGCUUGAGCCGGAGGAGGACCCGGUUCCACAGGGGGCUCGACCCAUUCAAAUUGUGAUCGCUAACGAGGACGAUCAUAAGUUUGAGUUGGAUGCUGUUGCUUUGGAGAAAAUCCUGAUGCAGGAACAUGUCAAGGAUCUCAACGUGGUUGUGGUGUCUGUGGCCGGUGCCUUCCGCAAGGGAAAGUCCUUCCUGCUGGAUUUCAUGCUACGUUACAUGCACAAUCAGUCAUCUGAGUCAUGGAUGGGAGGAGAUGAUGAGCCGUUGACUGGUUUCUCCUGGAGGGGAGGCUGUGAGAGAGAGACCACAGGAAUCCAGGCCUGGAGUGAGGUGUUUGUUGUGGAAAAGGAAGAUGGAACUAAGGUGGCUGUGCUGCUGGUGGACACUCAGGGAGCCUUUGACAGUCAGUCCACCAUCAAAGACUGUGCCACUGUUUUUGCUCUAAGCACCAUGACCAGCUCUGUGCAGGUUUAUAAUCUUUCUCAGAAUAUCCAAGAAGAUGAUUUGCAGCAUCUCCAGCUUUUCACUGAAUACGGUCGACUUGCAAUGGAGGAGAUCUAUGAGAAACCAUUUCAGAAACUAUUGUUUUUGAUCAGAGACUGGUGUUUCCCUUACGAGCAUAACUAUGGGCUCAAAGGAGGGUAUCACUUCCUGGAGAGGAGACUACAGGUGAAGCAGAAUCAACACGAAGAGCUGCAGAAUGUUAGGAAGCAUAUUCACAGCUGUUUCUCCAGCAUAGACUGCUUUCUGCUGCCACAUCCAGGUCUGAAGGUGGCCACCAACCCUCACUUUGAUGGCAGACUGAAAGACAUUGAUGAUGCGUUUAAGGAGGAGCUGCAGAAUCUAGUGCCUUUACUGCUGGCACCAGAAAACUUGGUAGAGAAAGAGAUCAGUGGAGCUAAAGUCACAUGCAGAGACCUGCUGGAGUACUUCAAGGCCUAUAUCAAAAUCUAUCAAGGGGAAGAGCUUCCACAUCCUAAAUCCAUGGUGCAGGCAACUGCUGAAGCGAACAACUUGACAGCUGUCGCUGCAGCGAAAGACACUUAUAACAGAGCCAUGGAGCAGGUCUGUGGAGGAGACAAACCAUACAUCGCCCCAGUUGACCACCAGCGCUAUCACGAAGAGUUUAAGAAAACCUCUGUUGAGAAGUUUUGCGCUGUGAAGAAAAUGGGCGGUGUGGAUUUCUGUCAGCGCUACCAGCAGCAGUUAGAGACGGAGCUGGAUGAAGCGUACACAAAUUUUGUGAAACACAAUGAAAGCAAGAACAUUUUCUAUGCAGCGAGAACUCCGGCCACUCUGUUUGCUGUCAUGUUUGCCACCUACAUGGUCUCCACUGUAACGGGCUUCAUUGGUUUAUCAGUAAUCGCGGCUCUGGCCAGUCUUGUGAUGGGCGUGGCUCUGCUCUCGUUGUGUGCCUGGGCGUAUGUCAGAUACUCAGGAGAGUAUCGGGAAGUGGGCGUGGCUAUAGACCUCAUAGCAGAGGCCCUGUGGGAACAGGUGAGUUGUGCUUCCACAUGUUGGCUGGGUCCAUCUAUGUUCUCUCCACUGCCCCACACAUUGCUGUUUCAGUUGCUUUCCGGUCUUCUUUUGUGUUCAUCUCAUCAUAAAUCAUUCUCUUUUAGUCUUGUCCUAACCCAUGUUACUAAAGGUGAAAUGGUAAUCUCUUUUCCCAUUUCCUGGAAACUUUUUUGUAAGCCCCCCCUGAGAUAAUGUGAGGCCCAUCAAGCUCCUCUUUUGCUUAGCUUACUCAUAGAGUUCAGGGAAGAGAGGUUCCUCCAAUCAAAUUUUUGUCAUAGGACCGUUGAAUUUUAGAGCCAGUCCUGAUUCUAAUGCCUGAUUUGCAUCCGGUGUUCUAAUGGGAUUGUCUAGAUAGUGCUUGAUUUAUAUGU